This is a messenger RNA of Aspergillus tanneri, 897 nucleotides long. RefSeq lists its product as uncharacterized. NCBI's taxonomy places the organism in Eukaryota, Fungi, Ascomycota, Eurotiomycetes, Eurotiales, Aspergillaceae. The coding region runs from base 1 to 897 and encodes 298 amino acids. The record is from RefSeq and is a predicted model, not a curated record. Gene Ontology annotation, molecular function: molybdenum ion binding; pyridoxal phosphate binding; catalytic activity. The transcript has a single exon.
AUGCCUACGAAUUCUACGGCGGACCCGACAAGGUGCUGCUGCAAUACUGCGCCGACCACUACACCACUUGGACCAGGAGUAUCCCGACAGUGCGCAUCUCGACACGUCAACGGGCGCAACAUCUGCAUCGGCAAUAUCAUACACAUUGGUCGCGAUGCCCUGGCCCAGGUUAUUCGGCCACGCCAACCUUGUUUCAAGCUCAGUUACCGAUUCCAGGUCCAAGAAAUGUCAUGGUUGUCGCAGGAACGCUCCCGCACGGGAUGGUAUUAUCGGGUUCUGCAGGAAGGGUUCAUCAAGCCGGGCGACGAGAUGGCCUUGGAGGAGCGCGUGAACUCUGCAUGGACGGUUUCUCGCGUGCAACACUAUCUGUAUAUCGAGAUGUGGAACUACGAGGCCCUGGGGGCGUUGGCGACACUGGAGCUGCUAGGUACGGAGACUCGCUCGAUCUUCGCCAACCGGGUGAAGAAGGUCUUUGAGAAUCAAGAGGCUCGUCUGCUAGGUGAUAGCUCGGCGACCAUGGAUCUCUGGGCGGAGAACCGAUUGGCGCAGAAACAGACAGAGACCGUGUGGAUUUGUUCGUUUAGAGUCCAGGCUGUGAAUCCGGUGGACAGCCCUGAAGAUGUCAAGCCCGGGACGCAUGUGCGAAUUAAGUUAGGUAAUGGUCUGAUUCGUGCAUACUCGGUAGUUUCAGGCAAUCAGAAUUGCUUUGAGCUGGGCGUCGCGCUGGAUGAAGAGGCAAGUCGAGGCGGUUCAGUCUUCCUGCACGAUUAUCUCCAGGGAGUGACGAUGUCCGUCUCCAAGUUUGCUGCGAUGUUCUCUCUCUCCACAGAAACAGAUAAUCAUGUCCUCAUCGCCGGAGGGAUAGGAGUGGCUGCGCUGGUUGGGUCCGCCCUCUAG